Molecule: messenger RNA, 5337 nt
Organism: Crotalus tigris (Tiger rattlesnake)
Lineage: Eukaryota; Metazoa; Chordata; Lepidosauria; Squamata; Viperidae
Gene: GATA2
Product: GATA binding protein 2
Exons: 6
Coding region: 473-1930 (485 amino acids)
Biological process (GO): positive regulation of angiogenesis; cell fate commitment; positive regulation of miRNA transcription
Cellular component (GO): nucleus
Molecular function (GO): zinc ion binding; DNA-binding transcription factor activity, RNA polymerase II-specific; RNA polymerase II cis-regulatory region sequence-specific DNA binding
Source: RefSeq, a predicted model, not a curated record
CUUUGGCGGGUUCAGCACUUUUUAGCUGUUUGGAGCAAACGAGGGAAUGGAUUUUCCGGGGCCAAUCGCAAGGCGAGACUAGACGCCGAGCUGCUGAUUGGCUGGACGGAGGUUCUUAGCCUGUGCGUAGCCCCUAGUUCAUGUCUACUGAACUGAGUCCAGCUGGCGCCAGAGCUGACACAGGAUGCUUUGGGGAUGUUACAAAAAAGGCCAGAAUAAGUGGAGCUUGCCAUCUGAGUGGUGAUCCCGAGUGUGUGGCGACCGGAACCUCUCUCCGCAGCUUCUCGCCUUCAAAGAGAGACACCUUUGCUUCUUUUUUUUUUUUUUCCUUCCUCCCCCCCCUCCUUCCAAGGCCACCUCGCUACUUCUGAGAUCUCUGCGAUUUUAAGCCAAACGAAACUAAGGCAAAACGGUUUGGGGGGGUUGGAGGGAGGCGGGGGGCUAGGGGCGGAGUGGGAAGAAACCCACCGACAUGGAGGUAGCUACGGACCAGCCACGCUGGAUGGCCCAUCACGCCGUGCUGAAUGGGCAGCACCCGGAGAGUCAUCACCCGGGACUGGCUCACAACUACAUGGAACCGGCGCAGCUCCUACCUCCGGACGAAGUGGACGUCUUUUUUAACCACCUGGACUCCCAGGGCAACCCGUAUUACGCCAACUCAGCCCACGCGAGAGCCAGAGUUUCCUACAGCCAGGCACACGCCCGUCUGACCGGCGGCCAAAUGUGCCGGCCUCACUUGCUCCACAGCCCCGGCCUGCCUUGGCUGGACAGCGGCAAAGCGGCGCUCUCGGCGGCUCACCACCACAACCCCUGGACGGUGAACCCAUUCACCAAGGGGCCCUUGCACCCUUCGGCGGCCGGCGCGCCGCCCGGCGCCCUCUCGGUCUACCCGGGAGGCGGCAGCUCCGCCUCGAGCGCCGCCUCGGCCUCUUCGCUCACGCCGGCCUCGCACUCGGCCUCGCACCUCUUCGGCUUCCCGCCGACGCCGCCCAAGGAAGUCUCGCCGGACCCCAACGCGGGCAGCAGCGCCGCCUCGCCGGCCUCGGCUUCGGCCGGCAGCAGCAGGCAGGACGACAAGGAGCCCCUGAAGUACCAGGUGGCCCUGGCGGACGGCAUGAAGAUGGAGAGCGCCAGCCCGCUGCGCAGCAGCCUGGCCGCUUCCAUGGGCGCGCAGCCCUCCACGCACCACCCGAUCCCCACCUACCCUUCCUACGUGCCCGCCGCCCACGACUACGGCGGCAGCCUCUUCCACCCGGGCAGCUUCCUCGGGGGCCCCGCCUCGAGCUUCACCCCAAAGCAGAGGAGCAAAGCCAGGUCCUGCUCAGAAAGAAAUCCGGUUUCUUCGUGUUUCCAUUUAGAAGGCAGAGAGUGUGUCAACUGUGGAGCUACUGCCACCCCUCUCUGGAGAAGAGACGGUACUGGGCAUUACCUGUGUAACGCCUGCGGGCUGUACCACAAAAUGAACGGUCAAAACCGACCUCUCAUUAAACCUAAGCGGAGACUGUCAGCAGCUAGGAGAGCAGGAACCUGCUGCGCUAACUGCCAAACCACCACCACCACUUUAUGGCGACGUAAUGCCAAUGGGGAUCCAGUUUGUAAUGCCUGUGGACUGUAUUACAAAUUGCACAAUGUGAACAGGCCCCUGACCAUGAAGAAGGAAGGGAUUCAGACCAGAAAUAGGAAAAUGUCCAACAAAUCCAAGAAGAGCAAGAAAGGCUCUGAAUGUUUUGAGGAACUGUCUAAAUGCAUGCAGGAGAAGUCCUCACCUUUCAGUGCUGCUGCCCUGGCUAGUCACAUGACACCAAUGGGCCACUUGCCACCCUUCAGCCACUCUGGACAUAUGCUCCCAACUCCCACCCCCAUUCAUCCCUCUUCCAGCAUCUCAUUUGGGCAUCCACAUCCAUCCAGUAUGGUCACAGCUAUGGGAUAGAGUUUAAUGACUCUCACAGACUUCCAGCAUUGCCUAAGAUGACAGGAAGGAAAGACUUUGCCCGGGGAAAGAGAAUAUAAGGAAGAAAGAAAAGAAAAGUAAAAGGGGAUCUUGUUCCAGUAGAAUUCAACGCCUAGUGCUAAAUGGAAACUUUGCAAUGAUGGGUCUUCUGCAGAAAUGCUUAAUGGUGCCUGUUAUGCACUUUGCUCCCUCAGGUAAAAAAGGAGAAAGAGGAACUCAUCUGUUUGAUACGAUACCUGCUUGCCCCAGUGGAAAGGAAGGGGUGGCCAAAGUGCUGAAAGAAACUAGAGCCAACUUUCCUUUCUCUUUGUUCAUUACUGUGAAUAUUGUAAAGAGAUUAGCCAUCUCCUGAAGCAGAGGAAGUACAGUAGUAGCCACCCCUUGCUGGAUUUCUACCAUGGAUUGUGUUUUGUGGGGAGGAAAAAUGGACAACUUUAUUAAAAAAAAAAAUCUACUUUUUAAGAAACCAGUCACACACACACACACAAAAAUAAGUAUUUAUUUUGCUCUUGUGGUCCAGAAAGAGCUUCAAAACUCUUGCAUGAAUUUAUGGAUCUUUUAUUUUAUUUUUAUUUUGUUUAAAGAAACAUGCAACCUAGUAGAAAACAGUUUUUCUAAUUAUUAUUUUUAUUGCUUAACCACCACAUUUUUGUUUUUCUUCAUUGCUGUUAGAUUUUUUUUUUUUUUUAAAGAAAUCUACUAGGAAGGGGAUGUGUGUGAGAGAGGGAAGCGCUUGGCUUUAACAUUGGUUACAAUGGUCUCAGGCAUGGAUUAUUCAGACAUAAUUUCUGCAGUCUCUUUCUCAGUGUGAAUAUCUUGAUGUAAAAGUGCGGCAUUCUACAAGAGAGCAGAUACACUGGACAAAUGGCUAAAAGGUUUUCCAUAGGGAACAAUCUUGCUGUGGCUGAAGAAUAAAAUAAAGGGAAUCUGGAUGUCUUUCUCAUCAUACUUCUUUUAAGAAUGUGUGUGGACAGCUAGUGGGUUGAUACAGGGCAUUCCCACCUCAAACCAUUUAGCCUGUCUCAAGGGCUUCUUCUUUGCUCUUUUGAUUGCAAGUCAGCAUAGACCACCAAGUAGCUUCUCAUAACUUAUUUCACUGUCUUAGCCUAGUAUCUGCAGCUUGUUGUCCUCUCCCCAGUUAGGCUAUAGUUACUAUGUCCUCAACCAAUAUGACUUAUGACCAUUCUGUUGGAUAGCAGGGACAUCCCAAGACAUCUCUCUAUUGAAUGCAGAGGAACUAAAUGAAUCAAUAGGUGGACCUUAACAAUAAUGUGGGGCUCCCAACUCUUCAGCUCCUUCCAUGGCUCAGUCUGUUGUGUUGAAAAUCUGGGUUAACAUCUUGCAUUAGAACUCCCAACUUCUCUUCCAAGGCAUUUCUCCCAUUAGGUUUAUUACCCGUAUUAUGCACAGACAGAUGAACAAGUUAAUGAACUGCCAUACACAGACCAACCAACUCAGUGGUGGCCAUUGCAGCAGCUAUAUUCUAUAGCAGUUGUCUUGUGCAGCUUUUCCUUUUUCCGUCUGUAAGAUUGUUUAAUGGGAGGUGCCAAGUAUUGAAUCUAUGACACCUUUGACAUACAAAACACCUAUGCUACUAGGUAACGGUCACCCUUUCUUUAGGACAAUGGUUCUUAAUCUUUAAACAGAACUUUUACAUUUGUAGACCAGCUCCCAAAACUUGGUUUGUAGACCAACUCCCAGAAUUCCCCAGUCAACUGGCUGGCUGGGAAAUUCUAGGAAUCGAAGACCAUAUAUCUUAAAGUGCCAAGGUUGAGAAACACUGCUCUAGAGGACUAUAUGGUUAGAUUAAACACAUAAUUUCAUUUCAUGGCAGAAGGAAAACCCUUUAAGACAAACAGCUUAAAAGGAAUGCUCAUGGUGGUUCAGUUUAAUCUGUUUUCCAAAGAAAUUUCUCCAAGAGACAUAAACAUAUAGUUCAUCUCAUACUAUCUUAUUAACAUUUUGGCCAAGCAAAGAUGGAAUUGGCCACCUGUAGGCACAGAUGUUGUGACAAAUGAUCUGCUUGACUUGAGGUGAAAAACAAGUAAAUGAAGAUCUGCAAGACAGGGGGAAACAAUGAUAUUUUCAACUCUUCUGACAGAUCAGAUGUAGCAACAUCAAGGGAAAGUGAUCUGCUCAUGGGGAAAAUGGGGUAUAUGGUUUCCUAUAGCAUAUAUAUAUAUAUAGGUAGAUAGAUAGAUUUGUUUUUAAAGAAAAUCACAAGUGUUCAGAAACAAAGUUGUCUCCCAUUCUGAAACCAUACUGUACGUAAACAGCUGAAAAUAAAGCUCUUGCCAGUGUGAAAUGUAUUCUAUUGAUUGUUAUGAUCUGAUGACUUUCAUGAUCACAAGGUCCAAUAUAACAUAUGAUGUACAUAUGUAGCUAUAUUUCUGAUGAAAAAAAUGACCCCAAUUAACUAAGGGGAUUGAUAAUGUAAAUCGCAUAAAGCUAAUUCUGUGGCAAGUUUUUAAUUGUAUUUUUUUCAUUUUUUUUUUUUCAAGUCAAGCCCAACUUGUAUCUUUAACUGCAAAAGUCUGCUUAAAACAAAAAUCCAAGUGUACAUUGUUUCUGCUUCCUCCUAAGUCUGUAACUCAGUUUUUGGUACAAAGGACCAAGCAUUCCAAGCAAAUGCCUUUUCUCACUAUUUUGGUUUCUGUAGGCAUAAUGUAGUUGCACUUUGUGAAGAAAUAGAAAUGACAGAAUGCCCCCCCCACCAGAAAAAAAGCCCCACAAGAAACCCCUAAACCAAAACCUUAAAGAAAUCCCACCUGGGAUAAAUAUUAAUUUCUGUUAGCCAAGAUGCAAAUUAUUUACCCCUUUUCCUUGAUUUGGGUGCAUGUGUGUGUGUGUGUAUGUGAGGAAAGGGAAUUUUUAACGUAUAUGGUACAGUUAUCCAUUUUUUGUAGUAACCGGUUCAGAUUCUGUGAGGGUCAGAAGUGGGUGGGAGUGUCUGGGUGAGAGAAUGAGGGAGAAGAUAAUGCUAGGAGACAAAUCCACCCAGUACCACUGCUGCCCUGUCAAAGGCGAGGCCUACUCAGGCCCUCCUUUUAGGAAGACUGAGGCUGCACAUCACAAAUGCUUGCUGGACCAAGUCCAAGGUUGACAAAGUGCAAUAGAUUGUCAGUCACUGCAGCAUAAAAGAACCACAGUCAGGAUUUAAAUUAUUUUGUAGUUUUAUCAGCAUAAAGAUUUGGCAGUAUUUUCUGGUUUUUUUUAAAAAAAAUUGGCUUAAUUUUUGGAUUAGUGAACUAAGUUAUUGUUAAUUAUGUACAACAUGUUUAUAUAUUGUCUGUAAAAAAUGUAUGCAUCCCUCAUAUUCCUUCAAGGUGAAUACUGCUAAGAAUAAUAAUAAUAAUAAUAAAAAAGAUUACCCCCUUUUUGUGAAA